Molecule: messenger RNA, 1824 nt
Organism: Diospyros lotus (date-plum)
Lineage: Eukaryota; Viridiplantae; Streptophyta; Magnoliopsida; Ericales; Ebenaceae
Exons: 3
Coding region: 1-1824 (607 amino acids)
Source: RefSeq, a predicted model, not a curated record
AUGGAUUACAAUGUUAAUCUUCGAGAUCAAAUUAGAAGAGCUUACUUGCAAAGAGGUCUGUGUCAGCCUCGAAAUCAUACAUUUCCACGUAAAAAAUCAAGACGAUUCAUUCCAGUUUGGUUCAAUGAAUUUGGUGAUUGGUUGGAAUAUAGUAUAAGUAAAGAUGCUGUAUUUUGCCUAUAUUGUUAUCUUUUUAAAACAAAUAAUGGGGAACAAGGAGGUGGUGAUUCUUUUAUGAAAGAAGGGUUCAGUAAUUUUAAAAAGAAAGAUAGACUUCAAGUUCAUGUUGGAGAUGUUAAUAGUGCACACAAUCAAACUGAAAGUAAAUGUGAAGCCUUAAUGAAUCAAGAGCAAAAUAUUGAGACAGUUUUUUUCAGGCAGUCAGAACAAACACAGUGUGAUUAUCGAAUUCGUCUGAAUGCAUCAAUUGAUUGUGUUCGAUUUCUUCUAUGGCAAGGACUAGCAUUUCGUGGUCAUGACGAGUCUAUAGAUUCAAAUAAUCAAGGUAAUUUUCUUGAACAAUUGCAAUUUCUAGCCAAUCAUAAUAAGGAGAUUGAGGCUGUUACUUUGAAAAAUGCUCCUAAAAAUCUCAAGUUAACAUCACCUGAUGUUCAGAAGGAUAUUAUAAGAGCUGCUGCUAUUGAAAUGAUCGAUCUCAUCAUAAAAGAUGUUGGUGAUGCAUUCUUUUCAAUUCUAAUUGAUGAAUUUCGAGAUAUCUCAGUAAAGGAACACAUGUCUACUAUUUUGCGUUAUGUGAAUAAAACAGGACAUGUAGUUGAACGGUUUAUUGGGAUUGAACAUGUUUUCAGUACUACUACCCUAUCACUUAAGGUUACUAUAGAUAAAUUAUUUUCCAGAUAUGGGUUGAGUAUAUCUAGAUUGCGGGGGCAAGGUUAUGAUGGGGCUAGCAACAUGCAAGAUCAGUUUAAUGGUCUCAAAACACUUAUUUUGAAAGAGAACCCGUGUGCUUUCUAUGUUCAUUGUUUUGCUCAUCAACUUCAAUUGACACUUGUAGCUGUAGCAAAGAAGCAUGUGCAAGUUACUUCGCUCUUUAAUUUGGUUUCUAGAGUGGUGAAUAUUGUUGGAACCUCAUUGAAACAUUGUGAUCUUUUGCGAGAGAAACAAGAAGCCAUAAUUUUUGAAGCACUUCAUAAUUGUGAGAUUUCAAGUGGUCGGAGUCUUAAUCAACAAAUUGAUGUUCUUGAAAUGAUUGUUGAUGAUGGAUCUAUUGAACAAAAAUGUGAGGCAGAUGAUUUAUUGGACUCAAUACAGUCAUUUGAAUUUACAUUUACGCUACAUCUCAUGAGAACCAUCUUAGCGAUUUCAAAUGAAUUGUCCCAAGCAUUACAAAUGAAAGAUCAAGAUAUUGGAAAUGCCAUUACGUUAGUGAAAAUAUGCAAACAAAGACUCCAAGUGAUGAGGGAUAAUGAGUGGGAUUUGUUUUUGAAAGAAGUUGUUUCUUUUUGUGAAAAGCAAAAUAUUAAUGUUCCCAACAUGGAUGGUGUUUUUAUACGCCGAGGUCGCUCACGGCGUAACACUAAAGAAAUGACAAAUUUACAUCACUUUCGUGUGGACUUGUUCUAUGCUAUCAUUGAUAUGCAAUUUCAAGAAUUGAAUGACCGUUUUUCUGAUUUUGAAGAAUUACAAGGACUUAGUGAACUUGCACAGAAGUUGGUUGAGACGAAAAAAAAUAUAGUGUACUCAUUAGUUUACAAGCUUGUGACUUUGGCAUUAACUCUUCCGAUUGCUACUGCUACAGUUGAAAGAGUAUCUUCUGCAAUGAACAUUGUGAAGAAUCGAUUGCGUAAUAGAAUUGGAGACUAA